AUGUAUGCAGAGCCUGAUAGCUUUCCGAGAUCCAAGUAUGGAAACAUUACGCAUUCCGAUCCCAACAUGUCCAUCACUGCUUCUGGGAGUGAAGAUGAUUUGUACAUACGUUAUAGCAGCGCUUCAACUUCCGGCCCUUCUCUUUUUGAAUCCCACAGGACCAGCCUGGAAGGCUCACCCUUGGCCAUGUCACCCUGGAACCAAACCACUUCUUUCAUGAAACCUUCCGCUCUCCCUUCCGACAAUGGCAACGUUCCGGCUAACAGUCUCAUCGGCUCGCUUACACGUGAAGAGGGUCACAUUUAUUCCUUGGCAGCCACAAAGGAUCUUCUUUACACCGGCUCCGAUAGUAAGAACAUUCGUGUGUGGAAGAACUUGAAAGAAUUUACGGGGUUUAAAUCAAACAGUGGGUUGGUUAAGGCCAUUGUGAUAUACGAGCAAAAGAUUUUUACUGGUCAUCAAGAUGGGAAGAUUCGUAUUUGGAAAAUCUCCCCCAAGGACCCCAGCAUUUACAAACGAACUGGAACUUUGCCAACUCUCAAAGAUGUCCUUAAAAGUUCCAUUAAACCAAGCAAUUACGUGGAAGUGAAGCAUAAGAGGUCUUUAUGGAUCAAACAUGCGGAUGCGGUGUCAUGUUUGAGCUUGAAUGGGGAACAAGGUCUACUUUACUCUGCUUCAUGGGAUGGGACAUUCAAAGUUUGGAGGAUUUCUGAUUCCAAAUGCCUUGAAUCUAUUCGGGCACACGACGACGCUGUUAAUUCCGUGGUUUCGACCUUGAGUGAAAUGGUUUUCACGGGCUCCGCAGAUGGAACCGUGAAAGUGUGGAAAAGGGAACAACACAGGAAAGGAGCAAAGCAUAUGUUGUCCCAAACUCUUAUAAAACAAGACUGUGCUGUUACGGCGUUGGUAAUCAACACCAAGGGUUCAGUAUUGUACUGUGGCUCAAGUGACGGUGUAGUCAAUUUCUGGGAAGUUGAAAAGCAACUAGCCCACGGCGGAGUCCUUAAUGGGCACAAGCAGGCGGUUCUUUGCCUCGCUGCGACUGAGAAUCUGGUCUUUAGUGGAUCAGCUGAUAAGACUAUCUGUGUUUGGCGGAAGGGCGGCAACAUCCACACAUCCCUCUGCGUGCUGACGGGUCAUAUGGGGCCGGUGAAGUGCUUGGCCGUGGAAAAGGAUCAUGAAUCGGGGAGUGAGCCACGGUGGAUUGUGUACAGUGGGAGCCUUGAUAAUUCGGUGAAGGUAUGGAACGUGGCGGAGUAUGCCCAGUUAACAGCGGGGCACCAGAAGAACCAUCAUCAACAGCAGCAGGCGAAUUUCUGACUACGAUACGGUUUAUAAAUCAUUCGCAUCUGAUGUGAGCCCCUUUUCCAGCCAGCAUAGACAACACUGAUCGACAUUGCAUAGGCUCCCACGUGUAUAUAUUAUAAUGAAAAUGAUCGAAGUUUACACGUGGAAAUUUACGGGGACAUGGUUCCGUGUAUGAUGCCACAAGUACACUUC
This is a messenger RNA of Hibiscus syriacus, 1500 nucleotides long. RefSeq names its product protein JINGUBANG-like. Gene Ontology annotation, molecular function: protein binding. The transcript has a single exon. The record is from RefSeq and is a predicted model, not a curated record. Lineage: Eukaryota; Viridiplantae; Streptophyta; Magnoliopsida; Malvales; Malvaceae. The coding region runs from base 1 to 1320 and encodes 439 amino acids.